CUUCUUCACGUUUUGUUUUAAGUUUACCGGAUUUGUCUUUUAUUAGGAUUUCCGUUUCCAUCAUGUCGAUUUGCGUGAACGUGGCGUAAAUUUUCCGCUGGUGCUCUCUAUUCGCAUGUUUUUAUGUCAUCGGUCUACUCGCUUCGACGCAGCUCGGUAAAUAUUACUGAAUUGGUUCCGAAUGAACUGAAUCCCGGACGCGCUUGUUGAAAAAGAGGCGCGUUUGUCGUCGAGACGUCGUGAAGUUUGAGCCUCCAAAGUCCAGAGAUAAUGUGCGAAAGAAGGACAGCAGCAGACUACGAGGAGGAUCUUUGUCGACCAAAAGAGGCUAAUGAGCGACAACGUCAAAUAAUGGACGCUGUUUACAAAAAGCCUCGAGUUGGCUUACACCCUCCAGACCACAGUAAAAUAUAUUUUCACCCUGAGCAGCAGGGGCUGGAGCCUUCACAGAUUAAAGAAGAAGACGAGCCAGUGCUUCCUUACAUUAAAGAGGAGGAGGAACUCCUUUAUAUCGAUGAGGCUGAAAAAGAGCCCGCGGACUUUGAGGAGAAAGGGGAUUUUGCCACGUGGCCAUCGAUUGUUGUCCUUUUGAAGGGUGAAGAUGAAGGGCAAAGUGAGAGAGGAGUGGCGUCUCCAAGCAGCAGCACAAGUCAGCACGUGACAACAGAAGGUGAUGGAGGACCACAAGCAGAUGGUCUCAUAGCGCCACUAUCAGAUACGGACGACGUGUCACGCUCUCCUCACACUGACGACGAUGAACUGUCUGAAGGGGAUAUGACGCGCCUCACUGACGGCAAACGUUGGAAAUGCUCUCAUUGUAGGAAAACCUUUGUCUACAAGUCUCUUUUGAAAAAGCACAUCAUGACACACACUGGAGUGAAGCCUUUCCCUUGUUCUGUUUGUGACCAAACAUUCGCUCAAGAGGGACAUUUAAGGAGACACGCGAGAAGACACACAGGAGAGAAACCAUUUGUUUGCACAGUUUGUGGGAAAAGAUUUGCUCGAAGAGGCAUUUUGACAACACACAUGCGAACGCACACUGGCGAGAAACCUUUUGUCUGCUCGGUUUGCGGUCAAAGAUUCUCUGAAAAGGGAAGCCUGAAAAGUCACACAAGAACACACACUGGUGAUAAACCCUUUUCCUGCUCAGUUUGCGGGAAAAGAUUUAUUCAGAAGAGUCAUUUACGUGUUCACAGUAGAACACACACAGGUGAGGAGCCUUUUUCCUGCUCAGUUUGUGGGAAAAGAUUUUCUCAGAAGGGACAUUUAAGUGUUCACAGGAGAACACACACCGGUGAGAAACCUUUUGCCUGCUCUGUAUGUGGCCAAAGAUUUUCUGUCAACGGAUAUUUAAAAGCACAUGCAAGAAUCCAUACUGGUGAGAAACCUUUCGCUUGCUCAGUUUGUGGCCAAAGAUUUUCUACAAAAGCAUAUUUUAAAAUACACACAAAAACCCACACUGAUGGGAAUCCUUUUGCUUGCUCAGUUUGUGGCCAAAGAUUCAUUGCGAAGGGGUAUUUAAAAAUACACAUGAGAAUACACACUGGAGAGAAACCCUUUCCCUGCUCUGAGUGUAGUAAAAGCUUCUCUACAAAGGAUCAAUUAAAAUCUCAUGCAAGAACACACACUGGAGAAAAACCUUUUGCCUGCUCAGUUUGCGGGAAAACAUUUUCUCUGAAGGGGAACUUAAAAAGUCAUACUAGAACACACACUGGUGAAAAACCUUUUGCAUGCUCAAUUUGUGGCAAUAGAUUCUCUGCAAAGGGAAACCUAAACACACAUACAAGAAUACAUACUGGAGAUAAACCUUUUGCUUGCUGAAUUAAAAAUAAAAUUGAAUUAUAAGGAUCAGGCUAAGUGUGCUGGUGAGAAUAGAAUAAUUGUGAUUAAGAUUUGAAUGAAAAUUGCUUUGGCAGUAGUUUGAAAUUAUCUACCUGUUUAGAAAUUUCCAUCUACUUUGUUGUAUUUGUCAUGUAUUCUCUAUAACUUCUUAAAAGCAGCCUGUGGAGGAGUGUUGAGGAUUAGUGAUUAUGAUAAAACAAACCAUUUCUGUUCAUAUCAAAUAUGUAAAUCAUUGAUAGAAACGUGAACAAUUUAGGGCAAGAUGGAAAGUUGUCAUUCAGAAUAAAAUUCAAUGGGACCUUGGUUGUGUUAAUUUACUUUUUUUUUCAUUAAUUUGAGUUAACUCAAGAUGUGGAAUGUGGAUGUGGCUUUGUCCUUUAUUGUUGGGAUUGAUGAAAAGCCAAUCAAAACGCAAAUGCAUUUUUAAAAACUUAAAUGUAUUCAAAAAUCCAUUUCAUUUCAUUGUUUGUCACAUUAUUAACUUUGUACCCAAAUUUAAAAAGUUAUCUUUUUUUUUUUUUUCCGUUCCUUGAUUAAGACGGUGACUGAGGUCCACACCUCACUCCCCACAGUUUAAGGUAUACACUUGAGGUUCUUAAACCUAUGGUCCAGUGCAGCAGCAUUCAUCAGAUAUGCAAUAUUGUCAUUUUCCUUGCGUGCCUGUAAGUCUUUUUUGAAUGCAGACUCGAACAAGGGCACAUCUGCAGGGUCAUCAUCUGACCUUUCUG
Molecule: messenger RNA, 2570 nt
Organism: Syngnathoides biaculeatus (alligator pipefish)
Lineage: Eukaryota; Metazoa; Chordata; Actinopteri; Syngnathiformes; Syngnathidae
Product: gastrula zinc finger protein XlCGF57.1-like
Exons: 3
Coding region: 271-1821 (516 amino acids)
Biological process (GO): regulation of transcription by RNA polymerase II
Molecular function (GO): DNA-binding transcription factor activity; RNA polymerase II cis-regulatory region sequence-specific DNA binding
Source: RefSeq, a predicted model, not a curated record